This is a messenger RNA of Calypte anna (Anna's hummingbird), 2380 nucleotides long. RefSeq names its product dynein axonemal assembly factor 1 (gene DNAAF1). Gene Ontology annotation, molecular function: protein binding; dynein complex binding. Gene Ontology annotation, cellular component: axoneme. The transcript has 12 exons. The record is from RefSeq and is a predicted model, not a curated record. NCBI's taxonomy places the organism in Eukaryota, Metazoa, Chordata, Aves, Apodiformes, Trochilidae. Gene Ontology annotation, biological process: cilium assembly. The coding region runs from base 681 to 2288 and encodes 535 amino acids.
GGGGCUGCCGGGAGCGGCCGCGGGGCCUCAUGGGCCUUGUGCGCGGCGUCUCCAUGGCGACGGCGGCGGUUGGGGCCCGAGAGCGGCUACCGGCACCUCAGGGGCUGCUGUCGGCAGUUGGGCUGGGGUGAUUCUGCUCGGCUCCGUCCUGUCCCGUCCCUCACGGUUGACAUCUCCUGUGUGCCUGCGAGGUACUGCGGGCCAGCCAGGAGAGGCCCCGUGCGCCGAGGUCCGGGUCAGAAGUCUCGGCCCAGCGUGGGUCUCGGGUCAGGUAAAAGGAGUUGCAGGUUUAACGGGCAACGGAGCAGCACGAGUCCUGAAUAGAGAGCUCUCGGGCUAUAUAACAGCAAAAAGAGCAGGGUUAAACGCAAGAGCAGCCUCAACCCUUGUGGGGAGCUCAGAACUCCCCUGGGGGUGUCCCCUGGGCCCUAGCGGGGCGGGGGCGAGCGGUACCCCCGGGACAGGCCGAGCCCGGGAGGAGCCACAUCGCUUCAUCUUCAGCGGCCCGGCUGCGGAACGGGAUAAGUGACUUGCUGCAGCUUUGGGAGAGCUUCUCGGCCGCGGCCCUCUCUGCUCUGAGAUCUGCUGCGGGCAGGAUUUAGGGUUCUACUCAAGUCUUCAUAUAUUUUUCCUGGAAAUCAAAUACUGGUUUGGCUGAUGUCUAAAUCACUUAUCUUAAAAUGCAACCAGAAAACGGUGUCUCCAACAAAGGCCUUGGACAGGAGGUCACAGUGCAAGAGGUGUCAGGAGAGGCUGUGAAUGACACCAGUGCCAAAGCUGCCCAAAGAGAAAAUGAAGGCAGUUGUGGCAGCACAGAUGUUAAAGCUCAAGAGGAAGCCAUGCCUGGCACAGAUAAACAGAAUGAACAAAAAUCCUAUGGUGAUCACAAAUCAGUAACCAGCUUGGUCAACCAAAGCACAGAAGAAAAAAGGGGCUGUGUCAGAAUGACAAAAAAGAUUCUGCGAGACAUCUGUAAAGAGCAGAAGUUAUACUGGACCCCAUACUUAAAUGAUACUCUUUACUUGCAUUACAAAGGAUUUGACCGCCUGGAGAACCUUGAAGAGUACACUGGGUUGAAGUGUUUAUGGCUGGAAGGCAACUGCUUAUCAAAAAUUGAGAACUUGGAGGCUCUGACAGAGCUUCGUUGCCUCUACUUGCAAAUCAAUUUAAUUAGCAAAAUAGAGAACCUUGAACCCUUAAAGAAACUGGAUUCCCUCAACAUCAGUAACAACUAUGUUAAGACCAUUGAGAAGCUCUCAUGCCUGAAAGUCCUGCAGACUCUGCAGAUAGCUCACAACAAGUUACAGACAGUGGAAGACAUACAGCACUUGCAAGAAUGCCCAAGUAUUUCUGUCCUUGAUCUUUCCCACAACAAUCUCAGUGAUCCAAAUAUUAUAACUGUUCUGGAGACUAUGCCCAAUUUGCAUGUGCUGAAUUUGAUGGGAAAUGAAGUGAUAAGGAAAAUUGCUAAUUAUAGGAAAACACUUAUUGUUCGACUAAAACAACUCACAUAUCUGGAUGACAGACCAGUUUUUCCAAAGGAUAGAGCCUGUGCAGAAGCCUGGGCUGUUGGAGGGAGUGAAGCUGAGAAGGCAGAAAGGGAAAAAUGGGAAACCAAAGAGAGGAAAAAAAUCCAAGAUAGCAUCAAUGCUUUAGCAGCAAUCAGGCGAAAAGCAGAGGAAAAUAAAAGACAAAAGUAUGUGGAAGAAAGUGGUGCAAGUGCAACAGGUGGAACUGGAGAUACAACAGAUAUCCUAGAAGGAGCACCUGCAAAUUCGGAUGUGAGGAAUGGAAAUUCUAAUACAUCAGAUACUUUUAUGUCAGAAAAGAGAGAAACUCAGGAGAAGACUGAGAAAUUUACAAACAAAAGCUUUUAUGCCUGUGAUGAAGUGAUAACACUUUUACCAAACAGGGGAAAUAGCACAGAUUUCCCACCAGGAAACAUCCCUGCUAGAAGACAAGUGGAUGCACAAGAAUUAGAUGCUUUCAAUCACUCAAGCUUCAAUGAGCAGAUAGAGGAUCUACCAAGAGAGAAGGAAGCUAUGGAAAAGACCAAGCUUCCUGAACUGGAUGGAUCUGCUGAAAAGGAACAGAUCAAACUGGAGACACUGAAGAAACUUGAUCUUGAUGAACUGCCUGAUUUAGAAGAUGUAAAUGCAUUUUCCCCAGAAGAGGAAAUACUCAUUCAAAAGGAGGAAUAUCACCCAAAGAUUGAAAUAAUUUCUGAAAUGACAAGUGACAGCAAUUCUGCUUUAGAGGAAAACAAUAAAGAAACAUUUGAGAAUUAAGCAGAACUUCCAAGAGCAAUUUUUUCGAAUGCAUGUAAGAUACAUAAAGAGCAUGAAAAGGAGACCGUAAGACCACUUGUUGAAAGCUUCUU